Molecule: messenger RNA, 2333 nt
Organism: Venturia canescens
Lineage: Eukaryota; Metazoa; Arthropoda; Insecta; Hymenoptera; Ichneumonidae
Product: early growth response protein 2-like
Exons: 7
Coding region: 1035-1964 (309 amino acids)
Biological process (GO): regulation of transcription by RNA polymerase II
Molecular function (GO): RNA polymerase II cis-regulatory region sequence-specific DNA binding; DNA-binding transcription factor activity, RNA polymerase II-specific
Source: RefSeq, a predicted model, not a curated record
UACGACGCAGUCUGUCGAGACUAGCGCGAGUGAGUCCAUCGUUUCACUUCGAAAACGAAAUUCUUCGAGUACUCGAGCAAGCCCUGGAACGCGAUUUUUGUAAUUCUAAUCUAAAUGUGUGCGAUUUUUUACUCGUGAUAUUCGACGUAUUGUGCCACGUUACAGCUCAAAAUGUUCGACUUAGAUUAUCGCUGACAGUAAAAAUAAGCAUUGAAAUGAAAAAGUAACGGUUGCAGCUUAUUCAAUAGCAAUAAUGUGAUUCUCAAAAUAUUUGCAUUGGUAGCUUAUUUACGAUUAAAACAUUCAAUUUCGAGUUCUCCGAUCUAAUUAUCACCCGAUCUAACGAUUUUUUUAUUAGUGAUGUUUCAAAGUAGCGAAUACAACGAAAUUAUCUCAAAAUAUUUUCGCUUGUUGGCUAUUUCGAUAAACGAUCGAUCGAGGACCGAGAGACGAGUGUGAACUUUCAGUAAACGCGUAUAUUAUAAAAACGCGAUGAUAAAAAUCAUCGCAAAUAGGAGUGUGCAGCUUUUGGCAGCAGAUUUAUUUCUCCGAAAAAAUAAAUAAAAAAAAGAAACCACGUCGAUCGACAAACGAUUUUGGUGGAUGCAGUUAUCGUUUUUGGUACUAAGACGAAUAAAAGUUGACACAAAUUGUUCUCUUUUUCGAAGAAAAAGUUCCUGGACGUUUGCUUCCUCAGGAUUGAACAUCAAGGACCGAUCGAUAGUUUGAAUGUUUCAUUUCGAAUGCGGAUCUUCGAAUCGUCUCGAGUUCGAUAAACGUGUUCAUGAGCCACGUUAGUUGCUCCGGCAUGGCUGUUUGGCGCCAUGCCGGGGAGAUUCCGCAAUGAAAUAAAUGUGCCUGAAUAAAUAUUGUGCAUUAAAUUUAUCCACGAAAAAAGGAAAACUUGAUCCGAUGAUGGAUACUAAAUUUGCUAACGUUUUGUUGGUUCCUGGACGAGUGCGGUGCGACGAAAUGGGAAUGGAUUAAGGAAAUCACGGAUUCAAGAAUUAAAGAAGACGGCUUAACGACCGGAGAUGACCGACGAACUAUUGUUCUCGGUGCUCGGUCUGACUAUGGACUCGGCGAAUACCAGCGAAAUAUUUCCUCCGACGUUAACAACACCGCCCUACGAUUACGAAGCAACAAUGUGUCGAACAACGAGCAACGAAAAUCCACACAUUUUUGAUGCCAACAUCGACACGAACGCGGGAAUUAACGAGACCGAGUGCUACACCGAUCUGACUUGUUCACUACCAAUGCCUUGGAGCGAUUGGACAACGAGUCCUUCUCUUUCAUCCAGCUGUUUCAGUGAACUCAGCGAACUAGACUCAGAGCUCGAGUGGUGUCUCGAUCGGAGUUGGAACGCGGAUUUGCCCGAAAGAACACCCCUCUGCACGCCCGGGUGCGAAGGCUUUUUGCAUCUUCCACUUCCCAAGCCUCAACAAGUGUUUCAACACGACGAGCCGUUGUUCGUUCUCGGCAUUGACCUGAGGGCGCUCGAAGAUACACUAGGAACUGACAUGAACAACAAUCAAUUCGAUGGAAACCUUUUGCUGUCAAACAACGCGAACGAUGCUCUGGCUACGCACGAUUAUACGAAUAGAAACAUAUCUCAUGCCGUCGAGGAUCGUUGCUUUCCGUGCACUUAUCAGGGCUGUCUCAAGGUUUACGCGAAAGCUUCGCAUUUAAAAGCUCACUUGCGUCGUCACACGGGCGAGAAGCCAUUCGCAUGUACGUGGGCGGAUUGUGGUUGGCGCUUCAGCCGAUCUGACGAAUUGGCACGACAUCGAAGAUCUCACUCAGGCGUAAAACCGUAUCCGUGCGAGAUGUGUACAAAAAGAUUCGCACGAAGCGAUCAUUUGGCGAAGCACCGAAAGGUUCAUCGUAAAAAUGCUUAUCCGUUGUUUCAAAACGGUAAACAAUUUCGUUCGGGCAAAAUGAAUGUUUUGCCAUCUGAACUUUAAUUCAAUGUGCGGCGAAAAUUUUCGUCAGGGACACUUGAUAAAUGCCAAAGAAUAUAACGUGUGACGAGCUAUUUUUCCAGUAUCAAUCAAACUAAACAAUACCUUAAAAUUAAAUCUAAACAAGCAAUAAGAAUGGUGAGAUUUUGGCUUUCGUUUGAAGUUGUGACGAGGAAACGAAAACACUUUGCAGCAAAACUCUCCGAAAUACUUCGUUGAACGGCCCAGCCAUCUUGCAGCGAUUUAAUUACAACAUGGCAGUUAAAACUUAUCAUAAAGUUUAUGUAAAUCUUUCGAUCAUCAUGGAGAUGCGAAAAAAAGGAGCAACGAGUCUCGACCGAGUGGAUGCGAAAAUAUAUCGAACUUCAUGAA